Messenger RNA from Mauremys mutica (yellowpond turtle), 3059 nucleotides. RefSeq names its product claudin-16-like. Bases 176 to 760 code for a protein of 194 amino acids. Gene Ontology annotation, cellular component: plasma membrane; bicellular tight junction. Gene Ontology annotation, molecular function: structural molecule activity. The transcript has 4 exons. The record is from RefSeq and is a predicted model, not a curated record. Gene Ontology annotation, biological process: cell adhesion; bicellular tight junction assembly. NCBI's taxonomy places the organism in Eukaryota, Metazoa, Chordata, Testudines, Geoemydidae.
UUCAGAGACUCGGUUUCUUCCCACGGAAUUCACUCGCUGCUCUUCCAUCACAGCCCUUCUCCCCAGAGAUAUUUACCAGCAUCAACUUGCCAGGGGCAAGAAGCCAGUUAGACCCGCUCCCUCUCACUGGCAUGAAUGAGAAGGACAGAAGUGGUGCCCAACCCUUGUACAAACUAUGUCUUUUCUUCUGCAGCAAGAUGCCAAAGACCCCCACUCUUCAGUGGGUCUGAGCUCCAGGUGCCGGGGGCUGUGGAGUGAAUGUGUGUUUGAUAACAUGGCCAACCUCUGGACCUGCGACAUCCCCAUCUCCUACCUCAACGAGCACUCUGCUGCCCUGGUGAUUACUCGUGCUUUAGUGAUUGUGACCGGCAUUCUGUGCCUUGGUGCGGUGCCCUGUUUAAUCGCAGGACUGAAAUGCACCAAGCUGAUCAGUGACCAGGUCCAUCAGAAAUACAAAUUCUCCUUUGCUGCUGGGACCCUUUUCCUUCUGGGAGGGCUGUCAGGAGCAAUCGCAGUUCUCUGGUAUGCAGUGGACACUGUUCAGAAGUAUAGGCUAGAGGUCAGUCUUGGGAUCCCAGGGGUGACCUAUGAACUGGGCUAUUCAUAUUGGAUGGCUGCAGCCGGCACCAUCUGCAUAUGUGUGACAGGGAUCCUACUGAUUGUCGCCAACUUUCCCAGGACCCGGACACCAAGACGGGGGAGGAACCAUCCACGUGCCUGCCUGCCAUCUGUCUCCCAGAGGAAAGGCACCUACCUGUGAGGCAGUGAGCACUUCACUCUCUGACAGCCACUGGAGACAAGGGCCUUUGCUUUAGUGCAAGAUGCUCUGGAUAACAGAAGAAAUUUUGUUUUUGUCAAUGUUUACUGUCCCACCCCCAGUUUUUGAUCAGAUCUACCAUACCCCAGUGCUGUGAGAAGCCCCCUCACUCCCUUGGGAGAGCAGUCACAUGCACACUGACAUUAAUGGGGCUACUUGUGCAAGUCCCAGAGGCGUGAAGGAUUUGCACUCGGGUCCAGAGGGAGGGUCAGUGUGGCACUGCGGGAAAUGCAGCACAGCCUAACGAUGGUCAGGCAGCUUCACCAAAUAGUUGUAGAAACUGUUAAAGCUGCAAGUCACCUUGGGGGCAGGAGAUAAUCCCGAUGUCUGUGCAUAGCGGUGAAGGCAGGAUCAUUGCAGGGCACUAUGCUCUGGAGCAGCAGGACUAGCCUGGGGACAGACGGCAAUGCCAGCUACACUUGGUUUCUAUCUCUGCUCAUUUCUCUUUACGUGUGCGUGUACGCGCAAAUGGGAGAAUCUGUGUGAACUAGAUGCUAGUGUCUCAGCAAUGAACUGAUUAGCCCUUAGAUAAGAGCAGUUAGCGCACUAUGAAGCAGCGGUACUUCUUCAUUCCUAUAGACAUUCCUUUGUCUUCAGCUUUUUUCAUAUUAAUCUAUAACACAUUAAUUACACUUUAUUAUAGUGGAGGAAACCUCUUAUUUACUAGAAGAAAGCAACAAAUGGUGCACUUAAGAAUGAGACCAAAUGACUUCUUUUUGUUCAACAUUUGGGGAAAAAAAAUCACUGUGCUAGUGAUCGAAGGCAAAGAAAGACUGGAACUAGGAAACAUCACAGAAUAAAUGGCAUCGGCCCAUAGUGGCCCUGAUUUUGGGCAAUAGAACAGCUUGUAUGGAAAUGCUCCCCCACUCUGUAUGGCCAGGUAUUAAUUUAAUAGAAAUAGCCAGCUGGGCUCCUCAUUUUCUGCUAGAAGCAGAAUUUAAUAGGGAUCCAGGUAAAAUAGGAAGAGAUUAAGCAUACAAUGUCAGAAGCAAAGAAUGUUGGCCUGACUCUGCUCCCCCUAACAGCUCUGAGAUCUUGGGUUGGGAUUUUCCAAGUAGCGUCUCAAGAGAGUUAAGAACUGGCAUCCUAUUGUGAACUUUAGGCUCUUUUGACUACCUCGGCCUUCACCCAGUAGUGACUCUGGGAAGGAUUCGGGAUUUGCUUUCGAUAUCAGCUGAACAUGAGCUCCCAGUGUGACACUGGCCAAAAGAACAAUGGGAGUCUGGGAUGCAUAAACAAAGGAGUCUUGAGUAGGAGCAGAGAGGUUAUUUUAUCUCUGUGUAUGGAACUCGUGUUAUUGCUGCUGGAAUUUUGUGUCCAGUUCUGGUGUCCACAACUCAAGAAGGCUGUGGAUAAAUUGGACAGGGGGGGGGGUCAAAGAAGAGCCAAGAGAAUGAUUAAAGGAUUGGAAAAUAAGCCAUAUAGUGAUAGACUCCAGGAGCACAAUCUAUUUGGUUUAACAAAGAGAAGGUUAAGGGGUGACUUGAUCAAGUGUAUAAGUAUCAAUAUGGGGAACAAAUAUUUAAUAAUGGCUAUGACACUGACAGACAAUAUGCGAGUUCAUGCCAAGGCCCGGGACUCACUGAACCCAUACAAAUUCACCUCUCUUCUACCCCAUGAGAAGGCUAGAGACUGAGAUUGUGUACUGUUCAGGCUUUUCUUUGAUUUUUAGUGUUUCUUAUGCCUCUCCCACAACCCCUUUUGCCCCCUCCUAACUGGUUGCUUGCGCUUCUCUUGUGCUAGGAGUUGAGGCAGUCGUACAUUAAACUCCCACCAAAACCAGCAGCACUUUAGCGCUAUUUCUUUUCUUUUCUCAUUAUACUAACAAACCCAGCUGGUUAAGCAGAAUUAACACACACUGUGUUUGUCACACAUAUUAGUAAGGAUCUAAGAAGAUCAAAUGGGCAAACAAAACCCCAGAGUCUAUCAGGCAAAUAGAAUGCUAUAUUACCAUCACUGGGGUCUUGGGACUGGAAUCAACCUGAUUGUUUUGAUCUUUGUUUAAAGUGAGCAUUUAUCACUAAGGCCAGUCUGCCUGGUGAAAUCUAAUUAUAACGCUUGCUAGAAGUCUGGGGUGUCUUUCCUGCUUUUUAACAAUCUGCCCUGAGCUUGGCACUCUCGGUCGGGAGUUACUCCAGACAAAGUGACAAUGGGCUAUUCAGUCUAGCAGAGAAAGUUAUAAAACGAUUCAGUGGCUUGAUUCAGACUGGAAACAAGAUGUAAAUUUUUAACAGAGCAUUAU